CUCGAUGUUCUGCAGCGUUGCAUUGCAAGACAGCAGCUUCUCCUGAGCCAAACAGUUAAAGAGAGAAGCAGCGAUGAGUUUUUCUGCAGCAGCAACUGGGUUUGUUGUCCUGUUCCUCUCUGUGACAGUGGGACAACAUGAACCUGACUGGUCAGUCAAAUAUAAUCCAACUCAGAUCUGUGCUUUGAAAGGAUCAACAGUGGAGAUAAAAUGCUCAUAUAAAUAUCCACACAAAAUACAUGGAAAAGAAACAGAAGUUAAAACAAGGUUCUGGUUCACUAAAGAAAACAAUAGAGUCCCUUUGGAUCUGAAGAAAGAUUCUGACUAUAACAGUCGAAUAACUUAUGACUUUGAAAAGAGCAGCAGCUGUAAACUGAAAAUCAAAAAUCUGAAACAAAGAGACUCAGCUGAGUACAAAUUCAGGUUCAUAACAAACCAACCAGGUGGAAAUUUUACUGGUUCACCUGGAGUCACCUUGACUGUUACAGGCCUCAGAGUUCAGGUCAGAAGAUCAAAGACGCAGACGGAGCUGAAGUGUGAAAGCAGCUGUGAUCUAAUCAAACCUCCUUCAUAUGUUUGGUUCAACAAAGAGAAGAAAAUGGAGCAACAGACUUCGUCUAUAGUCGUCUCAGUCGCAGAUGGAGACAAAUAUUCCUGUUCUGUUAAAGGACACGACAAUCACCGCUCUCCCUCUGUGUAUGCUCCAGAGAUUCUCUCUGCUAAACUGAUGUCCUCUGGUCAGAUAACUGAGGGGCGUUCAGUGACUCUGACCUGUAGCAGUGAUGCUAACCCAGAAGCUAAAUACACUUGGAGGAAGAACAACAACCAAUCAGUGGUCAGUAAAGACCAUCAGUUUGUCUUCAGCUCCAUCCUGUCCUCAGACUCUGGACUGUAUUACUGCACAGCUCAGAACAAGCUGGGAGAGAAAACAUCUGGACCCGUCUCUGUCCAGGUCACAUAUGCUCCCAGGCCUCCCUCUGUGUCAGUGACUCCCUCUGGUGAAAUCAUGGAGGGCAGCCUGGUGACUCUGACCUGUAGCAGUGAUGCUAACCCAGAAGCUAAAUACACUUGGAGGAAGAACAACAACCAAUCAGUGGUCAGUAAAGACCAUCAGUUUGUCCUCAGCUCCAUCCUGUCCUCAGACUCUGGACUGUAUUACUGCACAGCUCAGAACGAGCUGGGAGAGAAAACAUCUGGACCCGUCUCUGUCCAGGUCACAUAUGCUCCCAGGCCUCCCUCUGUGUCAGUGACUCCCUCUGGUGAAAUCAUGGAGGGCAGCCUGGUGACUCUGACCUGUAGCAGUGAUGCUAACCCAGAAGCUAACUAUACCUGGUACAAGGAGGGAGAGGAGGCACCAAAAGCUUCAGGACAAAACUUCACCAUCACCAACAUUAUAUUGAAGCAGAGAGGAAAUUAUUACUGUGAAGCUCAGAACAGCAGAGGGACGAGGAACGACAACAUAACUGUGAACGUUGUGGCAGCACCAAGGAACCAAGUUGUUGUUGCUGUUGCUGCUACAGUCCCUGCUGUUCUCCUGAUUCUCAUACUCAUCUGUCUCGUUUUGUGGAUCAUGAAAACCAAAGUGUGGAAGCAGCCGUCCAGACGUGGAGCAGGACCAGUUCCCAGUGAACAGGUGAACCCAGCAGAGGAAAGUGUUGUCUACUCUGUUGUCCACUUAGCAACGAAACAGGAAGAGCCUCUUUACUGCAACACGGUCCAACUUGGCCCAACUGGGUCCAAGAGACACAAGAAGAAGAAGGAAGACGAGAGGGCGGAGUAUGCUUCUGUUAACUAUGGCAGAACCAGAACUGAUGCAAGAACCGAGUCUGAAAAGCAGGACACUGUGGAGGAUCCAGCUGCCUUGUACAGCAAAAUCAACAAACGAGGAAAGAACAGCAGAGAAACUCCUACUGGGUUAUAAAUGACUUUUACUUUUAUUCUGCAUUAGUUUAUCCAGAGAAACUCCUGUUAGUGUAUAAAUUAUAAAGUACUUUUUGUUUCUCUCUUGCUUUUCUUUUGUUUGCAUUUCCUGUAAUUCAUGUAAAGAUUUUUGAAUUGACUUGAUGAAAAUGUUCUAUAUGAAUAAAAUGACGUUUUGAGAAAAUACAAAUCAGAAGCAAUGAGAAUUCAUCCUCAUUCUAGAUGUUGGUACUGAAAAAAAACAAA
Gambusia affinis (western mosquitofish) is the source of this 2166-nucleotide messenger RNA. Its product is annotated as B-cell receptor CD22-like. NCBI's taxonomy places the organism in Eukaryota, Metazoa, Chordata, Actinopteri, Cyprinodontiformes, Poeciliidae. Bases 74 to 1921 code for a protein of 615 amino acids. The record is from RefSeq and is a predicted model, not a curated record. The transcript is spliced from 11 exons.